This is a messenger RNA of Nothobranchius furzeri (turquoise killifish), 885 nucleotides long. RefSeq names its product putative ubiquitin carboxyl-terminal hydrolase 41. Gene Ontology annotation, molecular function: cysteine-type deubiquitinase activity. Lineage: Eukaryota; Metazoa; Chordata; Actinopteri; Cyprinodontiformes; Nothobranchiidae. Gene Ontology annotation, biological process: protein deubiquitination. The record is from RefSeq and is a predicted model, not a curated record. Gene Ontology annotation, cellular component: nucleus; cytosol.
AUGAGGGGAUUGGUGAACAACGGAUUGGUGUGCGCAACAAAUAGCGUUCUCCAGUGCCUCUACGCCACUCAGGAGUAUAGAGAUACACUGUCUCACGAAAAAUACAACACCAACAACGGAACUGUGCCGGGAGAAUUGCAUCGUUUGUUCCGUGCACUAGCCAACCAAACAUCAGACUCAGCGUGCGAUUCGAUGCCAUGUGUCAUUGCAUUGGUUACAUGUAUGUACGCUACACCGCAAGUCGGCGUAAUGGACGACGCCGACACCGUGUUUAAGUGCUCCUUAGUCGCGUUAGCCGACGCCGGUGAUCCGGCGUGCAAAGAACUAUCCGAACUUUGGAUGAUAAAAAAGAAAGAAAAGUUCACGUGUUCCCAAUGUAAAACCGAACGCGUUAUGAAUACUGUGGCCAGCGAUAUAACCGUUAACCCAACGCAAGAGCCUUUAACGUGUCUACAAGAGUAUAUGAACACGUACUCUGAAUCCUACACUGUGACAGAUUGUUAUUGCAACGUAUGUAAGCGAGACACUGAGUUGAGCGUAGUCACGACAUUUGUCGAAUUACCGAGACUACUGUGCGUUAAGAUUGCAAGGGUGCGUACAAGUACACGAGAUAAGAGUGUUACCGUAUACAGAAAUACAGCCAAUGUAAGAUUCGCAGCGCGGUUGUGUUGCAAUAACCUGCUGGCCAAUGCACAAUAUGAAUUGUAUGCGGUAGUACUACACACAGGUGAUCCUGUAACCGGUCACUAUUCGGCCAUUGUGAAAUCAGAUCAGACGUGGAUGUACGUCUCUGAUAGUUUUGUGAGACCUAUGGGCAUGCACUUUUCCUUCGAUAAAAUUGGCACCACAGCGUACAUGGUACUCUACAGACGCACGCCACAAUGA